Molecule: messenger RNA, 1667 nt
Organism: Rattus norvegicus (Norway rat)
Lineage: Eukaryota; Metazoa; Chordata; Mammalia; Rodentia; Muridae
Gene: Bcl10
Product: BCL10, immune signaling adaptor
Exons: 3
Coding region: 126-827 (233 amino acids)
Biological process (GO): adaptive immune response; apoptotic signaling pathway; cellular response to lipopolysaccharide
Cellular component (GO): polkadots; CBM complex; cytosol
Molecular function (GO): identical protein binding; protease binding; NF-kappaB binding
Source: RefSeq, marked provisional
GUGAACCGGCGGUUCCCCCGCUUCUGUUCCUAGUCCUCCCAAGUCACAGCCCGAUUCCCGGAGGCCCGAGCCCUUAGCCAGGGCGGGGUGGCGCGGGCCGAAAGGACGCCAUCCCGGCCUCGGCCAUGGAGGCUCCCGCGCCGUCUCUCACGGAGGAGGACUUAACUGAAGUGAAGAAGGACGCUUUAGAGAAUUUGCGAGUUUACCUGUGUGAGAAAAUCAUAGCUGAGAGACAUUUUGAUCAUCUACGAGCAAAAAAAAUUCUAAGUAGAGAAGACACAGAAGAAAUUUCUUGCCGAACUUCAAGUAGAAAAAGGGCUGGGAAGUUGUUAGACUACUUACAGGAAAACCCCAAGGGACUGGACACCCUUGUGGAAUCCAUUCGCAGGGAGAAAACACAGAACUUCCUGAUUCAGAAGAUAACGGAUGAGGUGCUAAAGCUUCGGAAUAUAAAACUGGAGCACCUCAAAGGCCUGAAGUGCAGUAGCUGUGAGCCCUUCGCAGCUGGAGCCACCAACAACCUUUCUAGGUCCAAUUCUGAUGAGAGCAACUUCUCCGAGAAACAGAGACCAUCCACGGUCAUCUACCAUCCAGAGGGAGAGUCGAGCACUGCUCCCUUCUUCUCUACCGAGUCAUCCCUGAAUCUGCCGGUCCUGGAAGUUGGCAGGCUGGAAAACAGCAGCUUCUCUUCAGCCUCGCUUCCUCGGCCUGGGGACCCUGGGGCCCCCCCUUUGCCCCCAGACCUGCGGUUAGAAGAGGGGGGGAGUUGUGGAAACUCAAGUGAGAUGUUUCUCCCCUUACGGUCACGGGCUCUUUCACGGCAGUGACAGGUCACUGCGAGUUGUUCUAAUAGUGGUGCAAAUGGUGUGGUGGAUAUCAUCUUUUUAUAAAUCACGGGAUGCGAGUCUUAAAUCACAGGUGCACAUAACAUUCUCUGUAAAUAGGAUUGGAAGUGUAAUGGAGCACACUCUAGGGGCAGCUUGGUGUAAAUCAUGGUGGUCGUGUACUUUUCAGCAUUGUCCUUUUUUAUUAUUUUAAGUGUUUUGGUAUUUUGAACUUUUUUAUAAGACUAAUUUUAUCAAAAUAUUUCUCAAUUUGAGAAAACAACUUGUGGACCGAAAACCCUACAAGUUUUCCGCCUGGUUGUGUUUCCUGGUGAUCUGACAGUACAUUUUAGCAGUAAGCUGUUCUGACUUUCAGGAAAGCCAGACAUGGGGAGAGCUGCUGACACACCCUCAGGAGAAUGUCCCACUCCGUGCUUCUGAGAAGCCGUCAGGUUCUGAGGAAACACCUGAUGGCGUUGAGCCUUGUGAUCUCAGUUGGCCAGAAUUUGUUGUAUACCUUGCCAGUAUGAUUGUCUUUGCCUUUUACAGACCUUGUGUCCUCAGUCUUGGCCUGAAGAAUGUUAUCCCGGCAGGGCGCUCCUUGUAAUUAAUUGGUAACACUUGUAAUUAGCUAAAGUCCUUGCUCUGAGCCUUUCCUUCUCUGCCGAUGAGCACUGCCAUGUGGAGUUACUGUAUUACAAAGUUGGCUAACUUUACACAUUUAAAAAGUGCUGAUUAUUUUCUUUUAAAUUAUACCUAUUUCUGACAUCUAACUCCUAUAUAUUUCUAUUAUUUAAAAAUUAAGAAAUGAAAAGUUUCUAUUAACAAUAAAAGUUUUUUUAA